CAUGGCGUCAAAAUGAUACGAUUUUAAUAUUUUAUUAGGAAUAAUUACUGUUUUGUGUUCGUUUUUUUUAGUUUCGAAAAGAAAAUGGCUUUGUAUGAAAAGGUGAUGCGAGGAGACAUCUCCAACUUUGCUAUUCAAAUGAAAAAGAUGGUGAACAGUAAAGAAAAUAGUGAUAUAAAGUUUAUGAUUGGACCAAAUAAACAGCCAAUGUAUGCACAUCGAUGUAUCUUAGCUUCCCGAUGUGCCGUGUUUAAAGCUAUGUUUUCUGAACAAGUUGGAAAUAAUAAACAUAAGGAUAAAGAUGUUCCACUAGUCCUCACUGAAACAUCACCUGAAGUCUUUCUAGCCAUGUUGGAAUUCAUUUAUACCAACUGUGUUUCUAUGACCUCCAAAAUUGGAUUAGAUGUUUUAGAGACUUCAAUAGAAUAUGGUCUUGAUGAAUUGCAAAAGUUGACUACAGAUUAUUUAAUAGAAAUAUUAAAUACAAGUAAUGCCUGUGAUAUUAUACAAGCUGCUGUUAAAUUUAGUAAUAAUGACUUAAGAGAUGAAAGUGUACAGUUUAUUGCUGCUCAUACUAUGGACGUGUUUAAAUCAAAAGGUUUUCAAGAGUUGUCUCCUGAUUGUUUAGCAACUGUUUUAACCAGUGAUCAGUUGUGUAUAGAUGAGUUAGAUUUAUAUAAAGCUGUUAAAGAAUGGGCUAACGUCAAUUCAACUAUAGAAGGGAAAUCUAUAAAGGAGGUUGGAGAAAGUUUUGUACAUAAUCUACGACUUCCAUUACUGACAGACGACGAGCUCUCUAAAUUAGAGGAAGAAAAUAAGACUGAUAAUUUUAUACCUGCUGAAUGUUUUGCAUUUGCCUGGAAAAUCCAUGCAUUGAAGAAAGGGGAAAAGGGUAAUCCAUUGACAACCAAACGAAAAGGCACAAACCAUAGAGACAUUCAUAAAUAUAUAGACAAUUCCAAGUGA
Molecule: messenger RNA, 966 nt
Organism: Lottia gigantea (owl limpet)
Lineage: Eukaryota; Metazoa; Mollusca; Gastropoda; Lottiidae
Exons: 7
Coding region: 85-966 (293 amino acids)
Molecular function (GO): protein binding
Source: RefSeq, a predicted model, not a curated record